UUACGUCAGAUUGCUUUGCCUUGCUUAUCACUUUAAAUCUAUUUUCGGUUUUCCUGCAACUUUUGCUUCAAAAUUUAUCGUUUUCUUAAAAAUGUCUAAAGGCACAGGACCCUUGUCCAAGCUGUACAAUAUUACCAUCAGUGCCAUUGAUAAAAUUGUUCCAACCGCAGUCCAGCCAUUUUGGGAAUCUCCAGCAGGACCCCGCACUGUGUUUUUUUGGGCUCCAUUGUUUAAAUGGGGCUUAGUGCUGGCUGGACUAAGCGAUACGCUUAGUCGUCCUGCUGCCAAUAUUUCGGUAAAUCAGUGCGCCACCUUGGCGGCCACGGGCUUGAUUUGGUCUCGUUAUUCAGUGGUUAUAACACCUAAGAACUACAAUCUUGUGGCCGUCAACAUGGCCGUCUUCGUCAUCCAAAGUUAUCUAGUGUUCAAGCACCUGAGAUGGCGCAGCGAGAAUUCUCGGAAUGCGGUGUUCAAUCAUUCGAACUACUCAAUCAAAUCGGAGGAUGAUUGGUAGCAAGACAAACAAUUUAUUGAAAGUUGGCGUUGUUUGAAAUCAUCUGAAAUGGUAUUAAUGGUAUUAACCCAAAAGCAAAGGGUCUGGGAACAUUUUACUUUAAUUAUUCAGAGUCUUUGUACACUGAAAAACGACUUGUGUAGUUAAUUUAAUAAGAAAAGACCAUUUAACUUUCAA
Drosophila teissieri is the source of this 691-nucleotide messenger RNA. RefSeq names its product mitochondrial pyruvate carrier 2. Gene Ontology annotation, cellular component: mitochondrial inner membrane. The record is from RefSeq and is a predicted model, not a curated record. NCBI's taxonomy places the organism in Eukaryota, Metazoa, Arthropoda, Insecta, Diptera, Drosophilidae. Gene Ontology annotation, molecular function: pyruvate transmembrane transporter activity. Gene Ontology annotation, biological process: pyruvate import into mitochondria. The coding region runs from base 92 to 514 and encodes 140 amino acids. The transcript is spliced from 3 exons.